This is a messenger RNA of Penicillium soppii, 882 nucleotides long. RefSeq lists its product as uncharacterized. The transcript is spliced from 2 exons. NCBI's taxonomy places the organism in Eukaryota, Fungi, Ascomycota, Eurotiomycetes, Eurotiales, Aspergillaceae. The record is from RefSeq and is a predicted model, not a curated record. Bases 1 to 882 code for a protein of 293 amino acids.
AUGGAUGGGCUUGAGGUGGCUCCAGAACAAUACAGGGGGGCACGAAGAUAUACCAGCGGGCCUCAAGUAGCACCCGACACGGAAAAAGAAGUCACAAAGGAUACUGGAUACUUAUACUACGUUUCUGGACCAGAAAGGACAAACCACGGCUCACUUGAAGAUGGUUCCCUCAAAAUAAAAGCUCCGAAGGAACCUAAGAAGAUAUGUGGAGUGGCUUCCAAGACCUUCUGGUUGCUGGUAGUUGUCGCGCUUCUGGUCAUUGGUGGUGCUAUUAGUGGCGGAGUGGGAGGAUGGCUGGCAAACAAAAAAACCACCGCCGAGUUAAGGAAACCAGAUCUCGAUACCACUUCUACAACAUCUACAGAACCACGAUCCUCUACCACCGCCACCGAAUCUUCCUCUACAACCUCUACGGAACCAGAAUCCUCUACCACCGCCACCGCCACCGCAUCUUCUUCUACCACCACCACUGCAUCCACUACAUCCUCAGCCCCUGUGACAUCGGGCACAAUAGGUGUCGCUGAAAAUCCGUGUCCCGGACGAAACUUGACAACAGAGACGGGAUCUGAUGGGUCAAUAUUUACAUUGUUGUGUGCCGUGGACUGGCCAAGCGGCGUGGAGUCGGCAUACGGCAAUGGAACAGUCAAAGAUCUGAGCGCUCUUCCAGCAACUGAAUAUACCUUGAAGUCCUGCAUUGCUCAAUGCGUCCAAUGGAACCAGGAUACGUCAAACGACCCGCAAUGCAAAGGAGUUGUGUAUUCUGCAAACUUGACUGCUUCCUUUGACGGUGGACAGGGGGGAAAUUGUUUUUUGAAAAGUGGCGUCGGCAGGUAUUAUCCUAAUUCUAAUACUUCUAUGGCCGCGGGGCUCUUGGGGGGCUGA